This is a messenger RNA of Hemisphaericaspora subhashii, 993 nucleotides long. RefSeq lists its product as uncharacterized. The coding region runs from base 1 to 993 and encodes 330 amino acids. Gene Ontology annotation, molecular function: histone binding. The record is from RefSeq and is a predicted model, not a curated record. Gene Ontology annotation, cellular component: Rpd3L-Expanded complex; cytoplasm; nucleus. NCBI's taxonomy places the organism in Eukaryota, Fungi, Ascomycota, Pichiomycetes, Serinales, Debaryomycetaceae. Gene Ontology annotation, biological process: regulation of gene expression. The transcript is spliced from 2 exons.
AUGGAGCAGGAGAUAAUCAACGUCGGAUCAGAUAGUAUAGCACCAUCAUCACCCUAUCAAGAAGUUGAAGACAUAGAAGUAGAAACACCAGAAGAAUCAACCAGCACGAUUGAUGAACAAACUCAACGUGAGUAUCGAAUAUGGAAAAAGAAUGCACCAUUUUUAUAUGAUUAUCUUUCAACAAAUUCAUUACUCUGGCCCUCGUUGAAUGUCCAAUUCUUCCCUGAUGUAACUGAUUUAUCCCAAUCAGCUUCUGCUGUUUUAUUAGAAGAAGAGAAGGCGACCAAUCAAGAUGAAAUCGUUGCUCAAAGAUUGUUGCAUGGAACAUUUACAAUUGGACAAGCAGUUGACAGUAUUUCAAUAUUACAAAUUCCUACCUACAAGAACCUUAAUGCUAAUAUCAAGAUCAAUAAAUUGGAUUAUAAUCCAGACAAAGAAGAAUUAGAACUUUCUCCAACAGCAUCAACAAAAGUUAAAGUAUUACAGAAGAUAAAUCAUUUAGGUGAUGUUAAUAAAGUGAAAUAUAUGCCUCAGAAUCCAAAUAUUAUUGCAAGUGCUAAUAAUUUAGGCGAUUUGGUCAUAUAUGAAAGAACUAGGCAUAAAAGUUUCAAGAACACCUUGAUUGAUGAUACUGAUAUAAACAAGGUCCAAAUCCGUCUUGUUAACGAAAAGAUACCUACGAAUCAAUUAACUGAUAUUUUUGCCAUUGAUUGGAAUAAGAAUCAAGAAGGAGAAAUAUUGAGCGGUGAUAUGAAUGGCUGGAUAAAUUUACAUGAUUUAGCCAAAUAUCAAUCAGAGACUUUGAAUGAAUCUGCAUGUUUCAAACGUGAUAACAAAUCUCCGGGUAUUAAUGAUAUAGAAUGGUUCCCAACUCAUGAUGCCUUAUUCGCAGCUGCUUUCGAAGAUGGCAGUGUUGAAAUAUAUGAUAAGAGACAACAGAAUUCCACUAUGUCUAAUCACAACAUUUCUGAAAAUGGAAACCUGGGAUCUUAG